CCCGGCACCAGCCCCAGCCCCGCGCCCAGCUCGGGCAACGGGACCAGCUCUGCCGCCAGCCCCACCCAGCCCAUCCAGCUCAGCGACCUCCAGAACAUCCUGGCCACCAUGAACGUGCCCUCUGGAGCGGGAGGGCAGCAAGUGGACCUGGCAGCUGUUCUGACUCCUGAGAUAAUGGCUCCCAUCCUGGCCAAUGCUGAGGUUCAGGAGCGGCUGAUGCCUUACCUCCCUUCAGGGGAGUCUCUGCCCCAGACCGCAGAAGAGAUCCAGAACACCCUGACGUCUCCUCAGUUUCAGCAGGCAUUGAGCAUGUUCAGUGCUGCCUUGGCCUCGGGACAGCUGGGCCCCCUCAUGAGCCAGUUCGGGUUACCCGCCGAGGCCGUGGACGCUGCGAAUAAGGGAGAUGUGGAAGCGUUUGCCAAAGCCAUGCAGAACAGCGUCAAGUCAGACCAAAAGGAAGGAGACUCCAAGGACAAGAAAGAUGAAGAGGAAGAUAUGAGUUUAGAUUAAGUUAUUUGCUUUUCCUUACAGAUAUCCCUAGAUACUAACUUAAGCAACUGCAGUAGGAUUACUAACUUCAUAUAAUGCUUAUAUAAAUCUACAAAUAAAUGAAUUUUCUUUAU
Merops nubicus (carmine bee-eater) is the source of this 623-nucleotide messenger RNA. Its product is annotated as proteasomal ubiquitin receptor ADRM1-like. Lineage: Eukaryota; Metazoa; Chordata; Aves; Coraciiformes; Meropidae. Gene Ontology annotation, molecular function: ubiquitin binding; endopeptidase activator activity; proteasome binding. Gene Ontology annotation, biological process: ubiquitin-dependent protein catabolic process. The record is from RefSeq and is a predicted model, not a curated record. The transcript has 4 exons. The annotation marks the transcript as partial. Gene Ontology annotation, cellular component: proteasome regulatory particle, lid subcomplex; nucleus; cytoplasm.